Messenger RNA from Tetrapisispora phaffii CBS 4417, 1308 nucleotides. Its product is annotated as bifunctional folylpolyglutamate synthase/dihydrofolate synthase. Bases 1 to 1308 code for a protein of 435 amino acids. The record is from RefSeq and is a predicted model, not a curated record. NCBI's taxonomy places the organism in Eukaryota, Fungi, Ascomycota, Saccharomycetes, Saccharomycetales, Saccharomycetaceae. Gene Ontology annotation, biological process: folic acid-containing compound biosynthetic process. Gene Ontology annotation, cellular component: cytoplasm; cytosol; mitochondrion. Gene Ontology annotation, molecular function: dihydrofolate synthase activity; ATP binding; tetrahydrofolylpolyglutamate synthase activity. The transcript has a single exon.
AUGUCGAUCAAUUUAGGGCUAUCUAGAGUGAACAAACUAUUACAAGUUAUUGGAAACCCACAUCAGAGACUUAAGAUUAUUCAUGUUGCGGGUACAAAUGGUAAAGGCUCUGUCUGUUCUUAUUUAGCUUCUUUGUUAAGACACGAUAGUAUACCUUCUAGAUCUCCUAAAAUUGGUAAAUUCACUACACCGCAUAUGGUGCAUAUAACAGAUUCAAUUUGUGUAAAUGAUAAACCAAUACCUAUAAACACUUACAAGUCAAUCAGAACCCUACUGGAAGAGAAGAACAUGGAAUACGAAAUCAAAUGCUCAGAAUUUGAGUUGUUGACAUGUGCUGCUAUUAAAUUUUUUGAGGAUUCAUCGUGUAAUAUUUGUGUUUUUGAAGUUGGUUUAGGAGGGAGAUUAGAUGCAACUAAUAUUAUUCCAGGUUCAAACAAGCUUGCUUGUGGUAUUACAAAGAUUGGGCUAGACCAUGAAUCCAUUUUAGGAAGUACCUUAGCUGAAAUUGGGAGGGAAAAGGCAGGAAUUAUUACUGAUGGCGUGAAUCUUGUAGUUGUCGAUAGUUCAAACGAUCACACUGUUUUAAAUGAAAUUGAAAAAAGAUGUGAGAACACUGGCUCCCAGCUAUAUAAAACUGAAUUGCAUUCAGGUGGUUUAACAUUUAAAACAGAUUCCUGGGAUAUUAUAAAAUUAGAUACCUUACCAUUAAAUGGUCAUUAUCAAGCAUUUAAUUUUAGCGUAGCCCUUAAAAUUCUUGAUAAAUUACAAGUUCAGAAGAAAAUCUACAUUGAAAAAGAAUUCAUAACCCCAAAGUACUUGAACGAUGUGAAAUGGCCUGGUAGAUUACAAGAUUUAGAUUUUUGUUAUACUAUGGAUGAAACUAAUUCUCCUAAAACCGUACCAAUAUUACUAGAUGGUGCUCAUAAUGGAAGUGCAGCCAUCGAAUUAGAAAAAUAUCUGAGAGAGAAGUAUGAUGAUAACCAAUGCAUAAAUUUUGUUAUAGCGGUAACCGACGGCAAAAAGCUUGAACCUCUAUUAUCACCUCUUAUACGUCCACAAGAUAGCGUUUUAGUGACACAGUUUGAAAAUGUAGAUGGAAUGCCUUGGAUUAAACCUUAUGACCCAAAGGUAUUGGCAACUUUUAUUCAAGAAAACUACACGAAGAAUGUAAAAGUUGAUAGUUCCUUAACAUCUGUUGUUGCAAAUUUAGGGGAAAUGCAUAGUGGCAAUACAACACCAAUAGUAAUAUGUGGCUCAUUAUAUUUAUGUGGUCAACUUCUUAAUAUUAAUAAAACAAAUAAUCUCUAA